Plodia interpunctella (Indianmeal moth) is the source of this 2739-nucleotide messenger RNA. RefSeq names its product small VCP interacting protein (gene Svip). The transcript is spliced from 3 exons. Gene Ontology annotation, cellular component: endoplasmic reticulum membrane. The record is from RefSeq and is a predicted model, not a curated record. The coding region runs from base 498 to 737 and encodes 79 amino acids. NCBI's taxonomy places the organism in Eukaryota, Metazoa, Arthropoda, Insecta, Lepidoptera, Pyralidae. Gene Ontology annotation, biological process: negative regulation of retrograde protein transport, ER to cytosol; positive regulation of autophagy; negative regulation of VCP-NPL4-UFD1 AAA ATPase complex assembly.
UUUAUGCUCAAGUCACCUUGAUUACAUUUAAGUUUCAUAUAUCUUACCUUUGUCUUUACCGUUGCUUUUAUGCAAUAGCUUAUUUUUCAACUUUUUAAACGAUUAUAAUAGAUGUGAAACUGCGUUUUGUUAAUUAAUGUAAAAAUUGGACCUAUAUUUAUUUAUCUAUAAUUUUGUAAAAGUGUUAUAUUCCGUAACUAAAUGUGUUAAAUAUGCAUAGUCGAGUUUUUACAUAGUGAACAUAAUCGGAGUACUACAUAACUAUUAUUAUGAUUGAUUGAUUGAUUGAUUGAUUAUAAAGAUGAUAUUUUGUCAUUGUCAAGAGUGUCAGAAUAAUCAUGACUUUUUGACAUUGCUUGACAUCAGUCAACUCAAGAAUUGAUGAUGGAUGAAUGAUAAAUAAAGUGAAGAGAUUAUUGUGAAUGUGAUCUGAAUUAAUUAGUCCAGUAAUUUAUUAAUUAAUGAAGUGCCCGAUAUAACUAAAUACUUAUUUAAAUAUGGGCAUUGUCACAUCUUGCUGUAAGCCUUCCGCUUCAGAUGUGUUGACUCCAGAUGCCGAAACGAGACGUCGACAGCAAGUUGAAGCUGCUGAGCGGAGAGCCGCCGAGCAAGCAGCUCGAGGAGUGAAAGAUCCGGACCGAGUGAAGAGGUUGCAAGAGAAGGCGGACGAGAUGGACAGGAGGGAGCAGGAGCUGGAGAAGGCAGGCGGGGCCAACUUGAGGUGGACGUCCAACUGAGACGAGGCAACACCUGAAUGCAGGCAAACCAAGGAGGAAAAAUAUAGAUAUAAGAAUUAAAUUUAACACCUACAAUAGCUUAUUCCGUUUUUGGCAAUCGAACGUUGAUACACAAGGCUAUUUGAAAGUAGCUGCGUGGGAUACCACAAUGUUAAAUAUGAAAAUCAAAAUUAACCCAUUAAUUUUUCCCAGUUUGUAAAAUAAUUUUGUGUUAAAGCACCCGUUGUACAAUACUAUUUCUGUACCUCGUUCGUUCAGACAUCACUGCUGUUGUUUCAAGGGAAGUUGAAGCAACCACAUGUUUGAAUGUUCCAAGGGUAUCAAUUGCAGGAAUGGUGUUGUGAAUUUUUGUGGAAUUCCAUUUUAGUUCUGACUCAAUGUCAGUGGCCAAAUAGUGAAUUCCACACAAGUUUAACGGUCACUGCUAAAAUGGAAAAUUCGCGCUUAAAUGAUGCGAAUAUUUUCCGCCUUUGACAUUGUGAAUUCAUUAGAGAAAUUGUUUCACGUACGCGAUCAUUGCAGAGCAUUGCAUUAGAGGGUUAAACUUGGGCACUCGUUCCACGCAUUAGGCUGUGUGUCCAUGGCGUCAUGAUCCGAAAUCUCGGUGCUCUAGGUGUCUUCGUCACACUUUACAAUAUUUGCAAAGUGGGAUAGAGACACAUAGUGGGCCUGGGAUCUGUGCUUUGUCGUGUCGUGCCGUGGCCAUGGGCAAACGACCUUAUAAUGUACUGUACAGUCCUCGGCGAUGAGUAGGCAUACAUCGACUGUUAGAAAGAGAUAUGUUUACUGGAUCCUUCUAUCUCUUACAGUGACAACGCUGAAUAUCUCUGAUCUCUAAACGUCGAUGUGCAGUAUUGCCGGUGAUUGUAUAUGUACGUAAUAUCGAAUUUUUAACUUCAUUAUUAAAUAUAAAUGAGGUACAGGUAGUUGUUAUACGUACCUUUUUACAUCUCGGAAGUUGGGGAUCGAACGACAAGCAAGUUCGGGAACUAAGGGUCGUCGAUCCAAAACGUCCGAUAAAAAGGUACGUGCGCGUGUAAUACCAGUACAUUAUUUAUGUAUACAUAAUGAGUUAUAACAAUUUAAAUAUAUUUGACAAAAAAUGUAUGCGUUGAGUAGGUACUGAGCAAAAUGUAGAAAGUUUGACCAGUAUUUAAACUUAAUCCGGUAUAUAUAUUUUUUGCAAAUACUCCUCUGUUUGAAAAUUGAACAUUCAAGCAGACAAUAGUUUAAAUUGUGUGUACCAUAAAGGUAGAAAAAUUUUUUUUUUCUAUCUCUAUGAAACGAAUAAGGAACAAGUGUUUUUGAACCCUAAAAUGUGAGUGUGACGUUCAACAGAUGGGUUCGAUCCACCGUGUCGUGUCGUGUCGUGUUGUGUCGUGUUUAAUAUUUAUCGAUCGGGCACAGCCGUCGAACACAAUGAUUGCCGAAAUCAACCGAUAACUCUUUUGAAAUCACUGGACACUUUUUUUUUUAAUUUUUGACAGCCAAGCUUAGACGCCUUAUUUUAAAGUUCUGUUUAGUUUUUGGCUGCUUAGGAUAGUAAUCAAUCUGCGAUACUGUAUUUUCUACGUAGGUGAAUCAAGUGACCUGGUACUAUUAUUCUAUGGAAACUGACUAUAUACUAUAAUGAUGAUAUCACUGUACAUAAUAUAAAUAUGAAGAUUUGAUAGAGAUAUUUACAAAUGCUAUUUAUACACAUCCAUUUUUAUUAUUUAAUAUUUUUUCAUUGUAUGCUCCUCAUGAUAAGUAUGUUUAGUUGCCAAAAUAUAUUUUAAUUUAACAAUCGGCAGUUAUAUUUUAUUCUGCUUAAGUAUGUAAUAAAAUUGUUUCCCGUUUUAUUUUAUUCGUAAUUUAUUUAAAGAGGAGUAAGCGUUAUUAUUUCUAAAAAAAAUUAUAAUAUCGUUACUUGCCGGACAUGUGCACUGAUGUAUAUUUUAAUGUUCUGUUAAUGUAUAGUAUGUUUAAGUUAUUAAUAUUAAUUAUACAUGUCCAAUAAAAA